AUGAAAAACGUGUCUAGUAUCGGAACCAGCCUCGUGCUUCUUGGUAUCGUAGAGAUGGAAGGUUUUAAGUAUCUGUACUGUUCGCUCGCUGUUAUCGUAUACUUACUGAUUCUGCUGUUAAGUUUUAUGGUCGUCUUUGUGGUUUUGACGGAAGAAAGCCUCCACAAACCCAUGUACAUUCUUAUAUAUAAUCUGACUCUAAACGGAGUUUUCGGAAGCUCGUCGUUUUUCCCCAAGCUGAUAGCUGAUCUACUGACUUCAUCUAAAGUCAUCUCACGAGCUGGCUGCCUUAUUCAAGCUCUUUGUCUCUCGGUUUUCCUGUAUUUUGAAGUGUUCACUUUUACAAUCAUGGCCUACGACCAAUAUUUGGCUGUGUGCCUCCCUCUCCAAUACGUUAUGUUGAUGACAACUGUGAAGACGGUCAAACUUAUCGUAGGAUCUUCCACCUUCUCCUUCAUGGUGGUGUUGAUAGCCAUACUUUUGUCUGCCAGGCUCCCUCUUUGUGGGGUGGAAAUCAGAAACAUAUUUUGCGAUAACAUGUCUGUUUUUAUUUUAUCCUGUCUAGAUUCUACUGUUAAUAACCUCUAUGGAGGAAUUAUCACUGUAGCAUGCUUGAUUUUCACUAUGGGUAUAAUUGCUUAUUCCUACUUACAAAUAUUUAUUACGUGCUUUACAUUAAACAGAUAUUCCUACAAAAAAGCUAUAUACACAUUGGUGACCCACUUGCUCAAUUUCUUAAUCUUUAUGGUGGGAGCCAUUUUUAUUUUUGUUAGGCUCAGAAUCGGGAGCGAUAAUCUCCCUAUUUUUGGACACAUUAUUCUGUCUGGAAGCGUUGCUGUUUUUCCUCCCCUUCUCAACCCUCUCAUAUAUGGAUUAAGGACCAAUGUACUUAAAAUCAAAAUAAUGAAUCGCUUGGAGAAAUUGAGGACACUACCGUAA
Messenger RNA from Spea bombifrons (plains spadefoot toad), 939 nucleotides. RefSeq names its product olfactory receptor 52E8-like. The transcript has a single exon. Lineage: Eukaryota; Metazoa; Chordata; Amphibia; Anura; Pelobatidae. Gene Ontology annotation, molecular function: olfactory receptor activity; G protein-coupled receptor activity. Gene Ontology annotation, cellular component: membrane. The record is from RefSeq and is a predicted model, not a curated record. Gene Ontology annotation, biological process: G protein-coupled receptor signaling pathway. The coding region runs from base 1 to 939 and encodes 312 amino acids.